Messenger RNA from Propithecus coquereli (Coquerel's sifaka), 3753 nucleotides. RefSeq names its product ubiquitin specific peptidase 7 (herpes virus-associated) (gene USP7). The record is from RefSeq and is a predicted model, not a curated record. The coding region runs from base 3 to 3245 and encodes 1080 amino acids. Gene Ontology annotation, molecular function: cysteine-type deubiquitinase activity; cysteine-type endopeptidase activity; protein binding. Gene Ontology annotation, cellular component: nucleus; cytosol. Gene Ontology annotation, biological process: protein deubiquitination; regulation of protein stability. The transcript has 32 exons. NCBI's taxonomy places the organism in Eukaryota, Metazoa, Chordata, Mammalia, Primates, Indriidae.
ACAUGGAGAUGGAAGCUGGAGAUACAGACGACCCACCGAGAAUUACUCAAAACCCUGUUAUCAACGGGAACGUGGCCCUGAGCGAUGGGCAUAACAACACAGAGGAAGACAUGGAGGACGACACCAGUUGGCGCUCCGAGGCAACCUUUCAGUUCACUGUCGAGCGCUUCAGCAGACUGAGUGAGUCGGUCCUUAGCCCUCCAUGUUUUGUGCGAAAUCUGCCAUGGAAGAUUAUGGUGAUGCCACGCUUUUAUCCAGACAGACCACACCAAAAAAGCGUGGGAUUCUUUCUACAGUGCAAUGCUGAAUCUGAUUCCACGUCAUGGUCUUGUCACGCACAAGCAGUGCUGAAGAUAAUAAAUUACAGAGAUGAUGAUAAGUCUUUCAGUCGUCGUAUUAGUCAUUUGUUCUUCCAUAAAGAAAACGAUUGGGGAUUUUCCAACUUUAUGGCCUGGAGUGAAGUGACUGAUCCUGAGAAAGGAUUUAUAGAUGAUGACAAAGUUACUUUUGAAGUCUUUGUACAGGCGGAUGCUCCCCAUGGAGUUGCGUGGGAUUCGAAGAAGCACACGGGCUAUGUCGGUUUAAAGAAUCAGGGAGCCACUUGUUAUAUGAACAGCCUGCUGCAGACGUUAUUUUUCACAAAUCAACUACGAAAGGCUGUGUACAUGAUGCCAACAGAGGGCGAUGAUUCGUCUAAAAGCGUCCCGUUAGCAUUACAAAGAGUGUUCUAUGAACUACAGCACAGCGAUAAACCUGUAGGAACGAAAAAGCUAACAAAAUCAUUUGGGUGGGAAACCUUAGAUAGCUUCAUGCAACAUGAUGUUCAAGAGCUAUGUCGAGUGUUGCUUGAUAAUGUGGAAAAUAAGAUGAAAGGCACGUGUGUAGAAGGCACCAUUCCUAAAUUAUUCAGAGGCAAAAUGGUGUCCUACAUCCAGUGUAAAGAAGUGGACUACCGGUCUGACAGAAGAGAAGAUUAUUACGACAUCCAGCUAAGUAUAAAGGGAAAGAAAAAUAUAUUUGAAUCAUUUGUGGAUUAUGUGGCUGUAGAACAACUGGACGGAGACAAUAAAUAUGACGCCGGGGAGCACGGCUUGCAGGAAGCAGAGAAGGGUGUGAAAUUCCUAACAUUGCCACCAGUGUUACAUCUACAACUGAUGAGAUUUAUGUAUGACCCACAGACGGACCAAAAUAUCAAGAUCAAUGAUAGGUUUGAGUUCCCAGAACAAUUGCCCCUUGAUGAAUUUUUGCAAAAAACCGACCCUAAGGACCCUGCAAAUUACAUCCUCCACGCAGUCCUGGUUCACAGUGGGGAUAACCACGGUGGACAUUAUGUGGUUUAUCUGAACCCCAAAGGGGACGGCAAAUGGUGUAAAUUUGAUGAUGACGUCGUGUCGAGGUGUACUAAAGAAGAAGCAAUUGAGCACAAUUAUGGAGGUCAUGAUGAUGACCUGUCUGUCCGGCACUGCACCAAUGCUUAUAUGUUAGUGUAUAUCAGGGAAUCAAAACUGAGUGAAGUUUUACAGGCUGUCACAGAUCACGAUAUUCCUCAGCAGCUGGUGGAGCGAUUACAAGAAGAGAAAAGGAUCGAGGCCCAGAAACGGAAGGAGCGGCAGGAGGCCCACCUCUACAUGCAAGUGCAGAUAGUUGCAGAGGACCAGUUUUGUGGCCACCAAGGAAAUGACAUGUACGAUGAAGAGAAAGUGAAGUACACUGUGUUCAAAGUAUUAAAGAACUCCUCGCUUGCCGAGUUCGUCCAGAACCUCUCCCAGACCAUGGGAUUUCCACAAGAUCAAAUUCGAUUAUGGCCCAUGCAAGCAAGGAGUAAUGGAACAAAGCGACCAGCAAUGUUAGAUAAUGAAGCAGACGGCAAUAAAACAAUGAUUGAACUCAGUGAUAAUGAAAACCCUUGGACAAUAUUCCUGGAAACAGUUGAUCCCGAGCUGGCCGCUAGUGGAGCGACAUUACCCAAGUUUGAUAAAGAUCAUGAUGUAAUGUUAUUUUUGAAGAUGUAUGAUCCCAAAACACGGAGCUUGAAUUACUGUGGGCAUAUCUACACCCCAAUAUCCUGUAAAAUACGUGACUUGCUCCCGGUUAUGUGUGACAGAGCAGGAUUUAGUCAAGAUACUAACCUUAUCCUCUAUGAGGAAGUUAAACCGAAUUUAACAGAGCGAAUUCAGGACUAUGACGUGUCUCUUGAUAAAGCCCUGGAUGAACUAAUGGACGGUGACAUUAUUGUGUUUCAAAAGGAUGACCCUGAAAAUGAUAACAGUGAACUGCCCACUGCAAAGGAGUACUUCAGAGACCUCUACCAUCGCGUUGAUGUCAUUUUCUGUGAUAAAACAAUCCCUAAUGAUCCUGGAUUUGUGGUGACAUUAUCAAAUAGAAUGAAUUAUUUUCAGGUUGCAAAGACAGUUGCACAGAGGCUCAACACGGACCCCAUGCUGCUCCAGUUUUUCAAGUCUCAAGGUUAUAGGGAUGGCCCAGGUAACCCACUUAGACAUAAUUAUGAAGGUACUUUAAGAGAUCUUCUACAGUUCUUCAAGCCCAGACAACCUAAGAAACUUUACUAUCAGCAGCUUAAGAUGAAAAUCACAGACUUUGAGAAUAGACGGAGUUUUAAGUGUAUAUGGUUAAACAGCCAAUUUAGGGAAGAGGAAAUAACACUAUAUCCAGACAAGCAUGGGUGUGUCCGGGACCUGUUAGAAGAAUGUAAAAAGGCGGUAGAGCUCGGGGAGAAAGCAUCAGGGAAACUCAGGCUGCUAGAAAUUGUAAGCUACAAAAUCAUCGGUGUGCAUCAAGAAGAUGAACUACUAGAAUGCUUAUCUCCCGCAACGAGUCGAACGUUUCGAAUAGAGGAAGUACCUUUGGACCAGGUAGACAUAGAUAAGGAAAACGAGAUGCUCAUCACAGUGGCUCAUUUCCACAAAGAAGUGUUCGGAACGUUCGGAAUCCCGUUUUUGCUGAGGAUACACCAGGGCGAGCACUUCAGAGAAGUGAUGAAGCGGAUUCAGAGUCUGCUGGACAUCCAGGAAAAGGAGUUCGAGAAGUUUAAAUUUGCAAUUGUAAUGAUGGGCCGACACCAGUACAUAAAUGAAGACGAGUAUGAAGUAAAUUUGAAAGACUUUGAGCCACAGCCUGGUAACAUGUCUCAUCCUCGGCCUUGGCUAGGGCUCGACCACUUCAACAAAGCCCCAAAGAGGAGUCGCUACACGUACCUUGAAAAGGCUAUUAAGAUCCAUAACUGACUUCCUUACCCCCAUGUGUCCGAGGCGAGGGACGGUGCGUGGGUGUGUGCCCCUUUUAACAGCGGAGAACUUUGGCACACACGCACACUCUCCGGAGUCGUCAGCAAAAGGAUUUGCUGCUGAUGUUAAUUUUAUUUUGGUUGAGGCUGUUCAGUUUGGCUUCUCUGUAUCUAUUGACUGCCCUUUUGAGCAAAAUGAAGGUGUUUUUAUAAAGCUUGGAUGCCAAUGAGAGUUAUUUUAUGGUAACCACAAUGCAAGGCAGCUGUCAGCGUAACGGGGGAGAAGGUUAGCAGAGCGCAGGUCCCGGCGGAGGGCUCUGGGCUGUUUCUAGUCGGCAUGAGCGGCCUGGCUGCCUCACGCGGUCCUGCGCACCAGCCUGCAGCUAGAAAGUCUUGUGUUUAGGCUCGUCUGACCUAUUUCCUUCAGUUAUCCUUUCAAUGACCUUUUGUGCAUCUGUAAAGGCAAAACAGAGAAACUCACAACCUAAUAAAUAGCGCUCUUUCCGUCA